Messenger RNA from Pomacea canaliculata, 1281 nucleotides. Its product is annotated as putative leucine-rich repeat-containing protein DDB_G0290503. NCBI's taxonomy places the organism in Eukaryota, Metazoa, Mollusca, Gastropoda, Architaenioglossa, Ampullariidae. The record is from RefSeq and is a predicted model, not a curated record. The transcript has 5 exons. The coding region runs from base 299 to 1105 and encodes 268 amino acids.
GCAGAACCAGAAAAAGAAACGGUGGUGUUGGGAGAGGGGGAAGGCGGGUAGGCAGGUAGUCGGGGUGACACGUGACCAGGCUACUGUUGGUAGGGCACUGUGGUAUAUCGGGUCUAGGGGGGAGCAAGCAAGUACCACAUAGAAAUUUGUUGCUGUACGAGGUGGCCCCUAGCACAAUAGUAGAUUACGGACGAAGACUCGACCCAAGACCACAAGCCAAGCGCUCACUCACAGCAGCAGAGUCUCUCGUAUGCCGCCCUCGGUGAAAGGUCUCGCGACUCGUUGACAGGUUUUUUCCAUGCUGCACGGACUACCUGACAUCACCCGCCGCUCUUCCUCCGACGGAGCUAGCCCCAUAGCGAUGACCCAUAACCCCACCAUGUCCAACAAGUCACGUGGUCAGCAGCCCAAGCGGCGGGCGUUGGACAGCGACAGCGACGACACAGAUGCAAAGACUCUGUGGAAGCAUGCAGUGCGGGCACCGGACGUGCAAGGUCUGUUGCGGAAGGUGGAGGACAUGGAGCUGCGGUUGGAGGAGCUCGAGAACCUCAUCGGACUGCAGAGGAUGGACUCCGAAAAGCGACAGCAGCAGAAGAAAGAGCUGGAACAGUCUCGACAGGAGAUUGCAGAGCUGCGCAAACAGCUGCAGGAAGCCAUGGUUACCCUGGAGACGCGAAACAAAGAGUUGCAGGACACGCAGAAGAAAGUGGAGACACUGACCAACCAGUCCACUGCAGACAGACAUAAAAUUGACCGACUAGAGAACGAGAACAAGAAGCUGCAGCAGCUGGUCGGGGAGCUGGAGAACAAGCUGAACGAUCGCAUCAAGAAGAUCGGGAAGCUGGAGCGGCAACUGAGCGACGUGCAGCGCGAACUCAACCAGACGCACACCAGGGUCAACAGCCUGGAGACCGGCCUGCAGCAGCUGCAGCAAAAUUUUGCAGCACUCGUCGCCGGCACCUUGCCGACCUCGUCCACGACCCCCGAAAAACCCAGUCCACGCCAACCAUUAGCUUCUCUGGGACUUCCACCGAUUGCUAUUCCUGCUUCCAUGCAGAAUCAGAGCAACAGAGGAGGGCAAGCAAUGAAUUUUCCACCAAAAUAACAGCCUGUGUUCUGCUUUUGAUGUUUCUUUUUUCUUUUAUGUUUAUAUAUAUUUUUUUCUCUUGCUGUCUUACUAGACAGGAGCAUAAUGAUGUUACCUCUGACAAGAAAGAUGAUGUGAAGCAAAUGUGCUCGUCUUUUCUUCCAAAUGUGGAGCAUUGCCAGUAAUGCCAGUCG